Molecule: messenger RNA, 693 nt
Organism: Schistocerca americana (American grasshopper)
Lineage: Eukaryota; Metazoa; Arthropoda; Insecta; Orthoptera; Acrididae
Product: lipase member H-like
Exons: 5
Coding region: 1-693 (230 amino acids)
Biological process (GO): lipid metabolic process
Molecular function (GO): lipase activity
Source: RefSeq, a predicted model, not a curated record
AUGAGAGGGGAAAGACGAACAAGACAGAAGAUUCGUGAGUGGUGGCUACAAGCUGGAGAUUACAAUGUGAUUGUCGUAGACUGGUCAGUCCACGCAGGAAACUGGAAUUAUGCUCAAGCAAAAGCUGCUGUAUCAGGAGUUGGAGAAGUGUUGGCUGCAUUGAUCAACUUGCUUGCUUCUCUUGGUGCCAGCACCAAUAACAUGCAGCUUGUAGGACACAGCCUAGGCGCCCAUGUCUGUGGUGUUGCAGGCAAUCGUGUUACUGCAGGAAGACUAAACAGAAUUACAGGCAUGGACCCAGCGGCACCACUCUUUGGUAUAGAGUUUACUGCAGACUGUCUUGAUGCAAGUGAUGCUAGCUUUGUACAAGUAAUACACACCAGUAUCGUAUUUCCUGGCUGGAAAGAUGCUAUGGGAUCAGUUGACUUCUAUCCAAAUGGUGGAUCAUCCCAGCCUGGCUGUGGCAUUGAUGCUGGAGGUGUCUGUAGCCAUGGUCGCUCAACAGAAUUCUUUGCUGAAUCUAUAACAACAGCCACCGGUUUUAAGGCACACCAGUGUGGCAGCUGGAAUGACUACAAUAGUGGAAGUUGCGAUGGCAAUCCAACAGCUCUCAUGGGAGAGACUGUAUCAACCAGUGCUUCUGGAACAUACUAUUUGGCAACUGCAAGUUCUUCACCAUACGCUCUUGGAUAG